GGCGUUCCGCCGUCCAAGCGGUAGCAAAACAGCGCUUUGCAGCGCUUUGGUUGUUUGUCAAUAUUUUACUUUACGAAUUUUAUCCAGCUUUCGGGAGUUCGUUAAUAUCGGAUUAUUUCCACUGCCGUCGGAAAGUCCUCAACGCCUAGAAACUUGCGGUUUAUCUAGGGGCUCUAUCGGCUCAAAUUUGAAGAUUCACCAUGAUGUUUUGGACAAGGAUAAUAUGGUUCAUAGACCAAGGUGGUCAUCUUGAGAUUGACGAAGACACGAAGUGGCCUACUGUAUUAUUGAGUUGAUGCACCUGAAAUAUAUUUAGUCCUAUAUCAUCGAUAGUUUUAAAUAAAUACAGUCACCCUGGCUCUUUUGAAAAUAUUUCAAAGACUUACAAGUGUUAAUAAAACCAGUUUUAAUGAAGCUGAAAGGGUGCAGAAGAGGGCAGGAUCUCUUUUGAGAAGGUUCAGCGUAGCACGACUGACUCCGAUGAACAAUGAACCAUUCCGGAAGUGGGAAGCGGCAGGCAAAGGUUUUGGAAGACAACUAUUGGGACUGCAGUGUCUGUACCUUUAGGAAUACAGCUGAAGCUUUCAAGUGCCUCAUGUGUGACGUCCGCAAAGGAACCUCUACGCGGAAGCCCCGCAUCAAUCCUCAACUAGUAGCUCAGCAGGCUGCUCAACAACAAUACGUACCACCCUUAAAACCAGGUAAAAAAGAGGGUGGAAGCGGUAGUAGUACUACCAGCAGUGGAAAAGACAAGGAACGAAAACUGGAUAAACCAAGACGCAAGAACUGGCAUCCACCUCGUCUCAAGAACAUUGACCGGAGUACAGCACAAACUAAAGAAGUCACUGUGAAUAAUGUUACCGUUGUCAUCACUGAAUACAAGCCAAAAGUAAAGAAGAGUUCCGACCAGUCCGGCCUGUCGAGCAGUGCGUCUUCUGAGAAUGGAAGUCAGCACGAUUCUAAUCAGGAUUCUAGAAGCCUUGACAUAGGAACUGAUGCCUAGUUCGACAUUGCGACAUGUGCAUAAAUAAUUGUAAUUAAUAUAUAUGCUAUGCAAAACCAUACCAUCUGAUAUCAGCUGCUUUACUUUUAAUGAAAUUUGUUGAUUCACAUCUGUGCGAGAGAUAAGUACUAUCAAUUGCCUUAUACUCGCGUAAACUGUUAUCCAAUUAUCCACAUACUGUGGUUUUAGAAAUAUGUAAUUGUCGGAUGUUUUGGUUUUCGUGACAUAUUUCAGUGUUCUAAUGAUGGGAAAGUUGGCUGUUACUCGUUGCUCAAUCCCGCAUCCUUAGCUGGAAUAUCUUGCAUUAAAUUGCACAUGCGUCAUAGUAUCAAGUGAUAUCACACUGCCAGAGAUCAAGUUAUCGUUUUACAUGCCUUUGAAGUGGUUGAAAAACUAUUGUAUAAAGGUUCAAGGUUAAAAAACUUGCAAAUAUUUUCCAAAUAAUUUCUCAAACAAUUCUUCAUUUGUUAAAGAUAUUGACUUGAAUUUUUACAAUAUUAAUACUAUACAUGAAUUGAUUACAAAAAUUUCAGUAAUUGAAAGAAAAAAAAGGUAUUUUACCCCCUGAUACUGAAUGAGCGCAUGGUAUCAACGAAUAGUGGUUAUUUUUUUAUAAUGAAAAAAAAAAAAAAAAAAUAAUUUAACUGCCCAAACGCGUCAUAAUGCAUGAUUGUGAAUUCUCUGGAUCGAAUAAUUGCAGAGUAACUAUAUUAUAGACAUUGUUGUCAACAAAAUCUCAUUCUUGUUACAUGUUCUAUAUUUCUUGUAUUUUGUCAAAAUUGCUUAAUAUUGGUUAGUAAGUGUGCUAAUAGCAUUUAUUUCCAGUACUGCAGUGAUAACUGCACAUGACAAUAGCCUAAAAUAGCAAGUUAUAUUUUAUAGAUCUUAGACUCGGAGAAUCCAUCAAACAGAACCAUUUGUUGAUUGAUCUUUCUAUGUGUAAAUAAAAGUAAGCAGCGCAAAUUCAAAAACUAUAGGGAAUUUAUCAAAUACGUAGAAUUAGAGAACGUCAUAAUUAGAUGAUACACAUAUCUCACUAUCUAAGAGAUACCGUAGUGUUCCGAAUAUAAACCGAGAUUUUUUGUCGUUGGCAAUACCCGUUAAAAUCAUGGUCGGUUAAAAAAACACCCUGGAAUACUGUCUCAGAAAUGGAGGUCGUCUUAUACUCGGAACAUUACGGUACUCGUUUCCGGUACAUGACGAACAGAUUCCACAACAACUUACAGUUUCAUUAUAAAAUGAUGAACUUGUAUAUAAUUUCUCACAUUAGGAGAUUAAUAUGACGAAUAAAGUAUUGUCAUUCAAUUGUUACAUUAAUUAUAUUUAGUGCAAAUUACUUUUUCAAAAAACAGCUUUUCUCUUAACAAGUUACAAAAGUAAACGUUAUGUACUCGGCAUAUUAAAUUUUAUUGCAUAGAAUACACCGUUUUGACUUAGACCUGUAAAAGUAAUUACCUUACAAUGCAUUCAAUUGAUGAUUAUAAAACUUCAACGCGUCCACGAAGUACUCAACUACAUAUCUUUAUAUUUUCGCAAAAUGUCAUUUCAACUAUUUGCAAUUCGGAAUCAU
Molecule: messenger RNA, 2573 nt
Organism: Diprion similis
Lineage: Eukaryota; Metazoa; Arthropoda; Insecta; Hymenoptera; Diprionidae
Gene: RYBP
Product: YY1-associated factor 2
Exons: 3
Coding region: 488-1003 (171 amino acids)
Biological process (GO): positive regulation of DNA-templated transcription
Cellular component (GO): nucleus
Molecular function (GO): DNA binding; transcription coregulator activity
Source: RefSeq, a predicted model, not a curated record